AUUGGUUCAAUGUGUGAGUGCUGUGAUUGGUUCAAUGUGUGAGUGCUGUGAUUGGUGAGCACUCACAUAUUGAGAACUAUGAGGAAAGGGAUGACAGCUGACCACAGGCUGUAGAAGAAGUGUAGGUCGAGAUGCUGGAUUAUGCAGCGCUUCCUGUCUAGAGAGAAAUCACUGAAAAAGGUUGGGAGCUUAAAUGCUUGUUUCUUUGCAAAGAAAGGAUUUCUCGUUGACCUUUAUGAAGCAAGAGAGGAUAUCAGAACAGACAAAACUGUUAGUGGAAGAAGCAUUAAUUUGGCAUUGUCAUACCGAGGUCGGCAAGCUCUCAGAGCUGUUGACUUAGAAGAGAAGAUUGUGACCAAUGGUAUUCCAAUGUAUGCAAGAAUGAUUCAUUCAGUUAAUGGUAAAAAGUAUUCUAUACCCUAUGGGAAACAUGACCAGUAUAUCCUGUCAGUCAACAGAGCAAAUUUAAAUAAAGAACUGCUUAAUGCUGCUGAAAAGUUUUCGAAUGUGAAGUUGCACUUUGAACACAAACUGACUGACUGCAAUGUAGACUCUGGUUCUUUGGUUUUCCAGGGGAAGCAGGGCAUUAUAAAGCAGACACAUGCAGAUUUGAUUGUGGGAUGUGAUGGCGCCUUCUCAUCUGUAAGAAAGCAGUUUAUGAAUAAGAAACGUUUCAAUUACAGCCAUGUGUAUAUUCCUCAUGGAUACAAGGAAUUGACAAUUCCUCCUAAAAAUGGAGAGUUUGCCAUGGAACCUAACUAUUUGCACAUAUGGCCAAGAAAUACAUUUAUGAUGAUUGCAUUACCUAACCUGGAUAAAUCUUUUACAUGUACUCUAUUCAUGCCAUUUGAAGACUUUGAAAAAUGUUGCAAAGCAGAGGAUGUACUGGAUUUCUUCAAGACAUACUUUCCAGACUCUAUAAACUUAAUUGGACCGAACAACUUAAAAAAAGAUUUCUUCCUGUUGCCACCACAAGCCUUGAUCUCUGUCAAGUGCUCAUCAUUUUGCAUGGACAGUAAAUGUGUUCUAAUGGGUGAUGCAGCCCAUGCUGUUGUGCCUUUCUAUGGACAAGGAAUGAAUGCUGGUUUUGAAGAUUGUCAUGUAUUUUCUGAAUUAAUGGAGCAAUGUAGCAAUGAUUUCAAUACCUGUGUCCCUGAAUUUUCUCGACUUAGGGUACCAGAUGCUCAUGCAAUUUCAGACCUGGCUAUGUACAAUUACAAAGAGAUGAGGUCCCAUGUCAAUUCCAAGUGGUUUCUUUAUCGAAAAUACAUAGACAAUUUUCUACACAUGUUAAUGCCCUCCACUUUCAUUCCUCUUUACUCCAUGGUAACAUUCACUAGGAUACGAUACCACAAAGUUGUCCUCCGCUGGAAGUGGCAAAAUAGGGUUAUAAAUGCAGGACUUGUGACAUGUGGAUGCACAAUGACAUGCUGUGGCAUUUACCUGCUAAUAAAAUAUCUACCUCAAAUUAGUAAGAAGGAAACAUUUACACAGCUUGCACUGCACCUUCCAUCAAUUCGGUUCCUUUCCCUGCCAAACUUUGCUUUUACAAAAAGUUCUAAUUAAGAGUAAAGUCACUGUUUUCUUCAAGAAUCAUCCAAAAUAGAAAAGCAACACAAUGGCCAUGUGGGAUCUUGCCUUCAGUCUCCAAACUAGCUAGCUGUAAUACUUAAAAAAAAAAAAAAAAAAUGUUUUCACAUUUGAAAUAAAAUAUUCUGAAAUUGUCAUAACAUCUCUGUUAUUGGUUUAUUAGAUAACAUUGUAAUGGCUCUACUUUAUUAUGCAUGUCAACAGACAGACAAAUAAACAUAAUUACUGUAUAAUAAAAGU
Hyla sarda is the source of this 1830-nucleotide messenger RNA. RefSeq names its product kynurenine 3-monooxygenase (gene KMO). The record is from RefSeq and is a predicted model, not a curated record. The transcript is spliced from 15 exons. Gene Ontology annotation, biological process: NAD+ metabolic process; quinolinate biosynthetic process; L-tryptophan catabolic process. Lineage: Eukaryota; Metazoa; Chordata; Amphibia; Anura; Hylidae. Gene Ontology annotation, molecular function: kynurenine 3-monooxygenase activity; FAD binding; NAD(P)H oxidase H2O2-forming activity. Gene Ontology annotation, cellular component: mitochondrial outer membrane. Bases 142 to 1566 code for a protein of 474 amino acids.